Messenger RNA from Babesia ovata, 459 nucleotides. RefSeq lists its product as uncharacterized. The record is from RefSeq and is a predicted model, not a curated record. The transcript has a single exon. Lineage: Eukaryota; Apicomplexa; Aconoidasida; Piroplasmida; Babesiidae. Bases 1 to 459 code for a protein of 152 amino acids.
AUGUUGAUUUCCCUACCUUUGUGUGUUGCUAUCGAGCUUUUACGAGCGGAUUCCACUUCAUUCCGCUUGCUGGGAAGCUGGUUCCUCACAAUGGCUGGUUCGCUAACUCUAGCUGGCACCUGCCUAGAGUCCUUUUUGCGUAACGGCAACCAUGGUUUCGUUGACUUCGGGUUCGCGACCUCGCGUUCCCCGAACAAUGCGUCUUCUUGGACGCCAUACACUGCAUCAUUUGCAAGCUGCGAUGUUGCGUGCUUUGCUGGAAAUACCAUGCUCUGGUGCUGCAGCUUUCUGCGCUGCUUUGGUGUCAACUCCAUCGAGCUGGGUUGUGAUGUUGAUAAUCCCAGCUCUCUCGACAUCGACCUUAAACUACCGCGCAGCUUCGAUCCCAUCUGUCUGAACUUGCCGCGCGUCAGGUUGCAGAAGCCUAUGAAUGACAUGGUGGAGCUGUCGAAGGAGUAG